CAUACCAGCGCGACUUCAGUCGCGCCUGCCAGUUCGGCACCGGCGAGGAGCACAAUGGCGACGAGUGUUUCCGGCACAUCUCGCGCGACAUGCGCGUGCCCAACACGCGCACUGACAACGCGAUGCGGGCCACCAGCCUGGUCGCCUGUCAGCAGGAGUGCAAGCGGGCCGGCUGCAACACGCUCAGUUACAAACUGACUACAUUCGCGGCCGAGAUGAACUGUCGGCUGAGCCGCGACCUGCUGACGUCACGUGACCUCAUCUCGGACGCCGAGCAUGACACCUAUAAUCGGCAGGACAACCCGCGCUGCGAUGACAGCGGUGGUCCCGGCCCUGGGCCCGGCCCUGGGCCCGGCCCGGGCCCCAGCGGUCCUGGCAGCCUCGGCGGCUGCUACCGGCUGGUGGGGCCGAACCUGCGCCACCGGGACCGACACGUGCACGGUGCCGUCAUGGUGACCACCCGGCGCCAGUGUGAAGACGAGUGCUCGCGGCUGCGCGGCUGCACCACCUUCAGCUACAGGAACGGCUACAGCCGCACCGAAAACUGCCUGUUGAGCCGUGACAACGCACAGCAGAUCACCAUGCUGCUGGAACUGAUGGUGACAGCGCCAACCCGGGGCUGGGGCGUAAUGUUUCCAGUUGGAAUCCGAGCUCUAGCCAGUGUCUGA
Messenger RNA from Pollicipes pollicipes, 668 nucleotides. RefSeq lists its product as uncharacterized. Bases 90 to 668 code for a protein of 192 amino acids. The transcript has 5 exons. Lineage: Eukaryota; Metazoa; Arthropoda; Thecostraca; Pollicipedomorpha; Pollicipedidae. The record is from RefSeq and is a predicted model, not a curated record.